AUGGCUAACGAGAACAAAGUAAGCCUGCAGCUAUUGAUCGACAGGAAAGCGAACAAAGUCCUUUUUGCAGAAGAUGGAAAAGAUUUUGUGGAUUUCCUCUUCACCCUCCUUUCGUUGACAGUAGGUACUGUAAUUAGGCUGCUCAAACAACCAGCAAUGGUUGGCUGUAUAGGAAAUCUUUACGAGAGCCUUGAAAACCUCAAUAAAGCUUACAUGCAACCAUAUCAAAGUAAGGAUUCACUUCUGAAACCCACUGUGCUAUUAACGCAGCUCGCAAAUGUGCCUCUCUUGCUGCCUGACACUGAUCAUCUACAACCUGAGGCAAGACGAAAGGGAUAUGGUUGUUCUUAUUGUUAUCACAACCGGUGUGUUACUGAUCAGAGAGUGUCACCAAUGUCAAUGAUCUCUGGUGUUGCUCUGCUGAACAAGUUUAGUGUUAAGGGUUUUUGUGGACUAAACGAGAAAAUGGUUGAGUUUGGCAUUGAUGAGGGUCUGGAAUUGUUGAAGGCUUCUCUCCAGUCAAAAGCAGCUCUUACUAAUGUCUUCCUCGCUAAGAAUGAGAUCAAGGAUAAAUGCUCCUGA
Hevea brasiliensis (rubber tree) is the source of this 582-nucleotide messenger RNA. RefSeq lists its product as uncharacterized. The record is from RefSeq and is a predicted model, not a curated record. Lineage: Eukaryota; Viridiplantae; Streptophyta; Magnoliopsida; Malpighiales; Euphorbiaceae. The transcript has 3 exons. Bases 1 to 582 code for a protein of 193 amino acids.